Messenger RNA from Spodoptera frugiperda (fall armyworm), 2649 nucleotides. It is a transcript of the gene IP3K2, whose product is annotated as inositol-trisphosphate 3-kinase B. Gene Ontology annotation, molecular function: inositol-1,4,5-trisphosphate 3-kinase activity; inositol tetrakisphosphate kinase activity. Lineage: Eukaryota; Metazoa; Arthropoda; Insecta; Lepidoptera; Noctuidae. The transcript has 8 exons. Gene Ontology annotation, biological process: inositol phosphate biosynthetic process. The record is from RefSeq and is a predicted model, not a curated record. Bases 235 to 1941 code for a protein of 568 amino acids. Gene Ontology annotation, cellular component: nucleus; cytoplasm.
GAUUCACUUAUCUGAACGACUCGUACCGCGAAUGUGUUGUACCUACUUGUAGUCGGUUAGCGCAACCGGUGGUCGGCGGUCGUGAUCUCGCUUCGUCUAAUUGUUUUUUUUAAGUGUUUUUAAAGUGUGAGUGAACUGUGUUAACGGUAUAAGCGAAGUUAAAUUGCAGAUAAGACUGAAAUGUUUAAUUAUUGAAACGGUUUUCGAGUACCAGUUUAAUUAGAACAAGCAAAAAUGCCGCGUGUCGACAACCGCCAGCCGGCGGCGACCGAAGAUUUCCGCCGCGUGCUCAGAGAAAAAGCGCUGAACCACAGCCUGUUCUACUUGAAGCUGAGUGCAGGAGUUUCGCCGGAACAUAAGCGGGAACCAUCGAUUGCGCACGCGCCGCGCAGGACCAACGGCAUCGCCAGUGCGGGCGCGCGCGCGCCGCCGACCGGCCGCGUCACUCGUCAGGCGCAACCUCGCGUCUCUGAACUUCUUCGACGUUUCGAACCCGCUCCGAUGCAGUACCUUCGCCCACCGCGGGCCUCUUCACCACUCGAAGAUAUUUCGUCCUCGGAUGACGACGACAGAGUCGCUGUCAGACGUCGCAGCCGCGACCUCAGUGACGAUUCUGCAGUAGAACUAGAAACGCGUUUGCGGAGACAUUCACAUCCUCGGGAUAUCACGCCUCCACCUGACACGAUGUCGCCCAGACGAGAGAGAACUUUGAUUGAAGCUCAUGAUGUAGAACUGGGGCGAAGAAGUAGCGAGGGUUGCGAGAUCAGAGGCCGUUGCGUGAGGACCCCCAGUGUAGUGGUGAGCGACUACUCAGACGGCGUGGUGGCGGUGGGUGCUACUGAAGAAGAGGUGGACUGGUUGAGGUCCAGGUCUCUGUCAGCGGACUCCGCGUGCUCGUCGUGCUCCACGCUGUCAAGUCGCGAGGAUGAGGAGUUCGAACCACCUACUAUGCCCAAAAAGCAAUCGGAAAGAUGGCGUAAACUCCGCAACAUCGUGCAGUGGACGCCGUUCUUCCAAACCUACAAGAAACAGCGGUAUCCUUGGAUCCAACUAGCUGGACAUCAAGGCAACUUCAAGGCGGGGCCUGACCAAGGCACAAUCUUGAAGAAACUCUGUCCGCAAGAAGAAAGGUGUUUUAAGAUUCUGAUGAAAGACGUUCUUCGGCCGUUCGUACCUGAAUACAAGGGACAAGUCACCUGUGAAGACGGAGAACUGUAUUUACAACUACAAGACUUGCUGAGCGAUUUCGACAGUCCCUGCGUCAUGGACUGCAAGAUUGGAGUCAGGACGUACCUGGAGGAAGAGCUCGCCAAGGCUAAGGAGAAAACUAAAUUGAGAAAAGAUAUGUACGAAAAGAUGAUCCAGAUAGACCCUAAAGCGCCAACUGAUGAAGAGCACAGGAGUAAAGGCGUUACGAAGCCAAGGUACAUGAUCUGGAGGGAGACCAUCAGUUCCACUGCGACCCUCGGCUUCAGGAUAGACGGUGUCAAGAAAGCUGAUGGCACUAGCUCCAAAGACUUCAAGACUACUAAGACUAGAGAACAAAUUGUUGAAGCUUUCAAAGACUUUACCAGUAACUUUCCUAAUGCUGCGCCGAAAUACUUAGAAAGACUGAGGAGCAUCAGGGAUACACUGAAAGAGUCAUCGUUCUUCAGAUCUCACGAGCUCAUCGGCAGCUCCUUACUCUUCGUUCACGACAAAAGAAGGGCUUCCAUCUGGAUGAUUGACUUCGCAAAGACUGUCCCCGUUCCAGACAAUGUCAGCAUAGACCAUAACUCUGUCUGGAAAGUCGGCAACCACGAAGACGGCUACCUCAUUGGACUAAACAACCUCAUCUCGAUCUUCCAAUCUCUCAGUAAGGACGACAACGGCAACAUAGACCAGUGCUAUUCUGACGUAACCCUAGAAAAGAAUGUUCGAAAGGACAAUUUUGAUACUUGAAGUAUCAAGACUUGAGAGAAAUCUCAUGAGAAUUGACUGUGCACCGUGAUGUUGUACUGUUAUGCAUUUUCAGUAGUAAUACUGAGCUGUACAGAUCUGAUGGCAUGUUUAUGCGACGCUGAACUUAGCGUGAAUGAAGUGACGUGUAUACAGUGUGAAAAUGAAAGGUUACUCUGUAACGCAUGCGUGAAUUGAGAAGCAUUAAGUUGGGCAUCGCAAAAACAUGUUAAAUGAGACGAUCUUUUUGAUCGUAAUCGUUCACGACUAUGUACCUAUACUUAUUCUAUAUUUCUUGUAAAUAAUCCAUAGUAUUAUAAAUAUAUUUGUAACGUUAAGUUUAAAAUACUCAAUGCUAGCGUUAGAUUUGGGCACCACCAAUAGUUUUAAUGUUUUUGUUUCUGUAUUGAAUUAAUUGUAAAAUUGUAUUCUAAGGUUAUUUCAAGUACCUAACGACUUAAUGAUUCUGAUCAAUUUAGAACAAAUUUAUUAUUGCUAGUGUAAAAGAACUGAAAUACAGAACUUUAUGUAUCAUUAUCCGUUUUUAUUGUAAGUUUUAUUAUAGAACUUUCAUGAAAUCAUAAUAGUUGAUUCAUUAGCAGAUAUUUAUUUUGUUUUAAGUACACUAUAUUAGUGUAAUGACUAGAUGGAAGUCAAUAUUAUAAGUUUAAAACAAUCUAAAGGUACUAAAUAAAAAAUAUUUCUCGUCAA